AUGGGGCUGCCCCUGCUGCUGCCCCUGCUGCUGCUGCCGGCGUCUCUGCAGGCUGGUCACUGGGCACAAAGAAAUUCAGAGCCUCACCCUGAGAUGAACCAACCAACGGAUCUCUCAGCCCCCGAGGGUGGCUCCAUCCUCAUCCCCUUCUCCUUCUCUCACUCCUGGGAAUUAGCCAAGGUUCCCAACAUGAAAAUAUCCUGGAGAUGGAAACACUUCCAUGGGGAGUUCAUCUACAACACGACCCCUCUGUUCAUCCAUAAUAAUUUUAAGAACCGGCUCUCCCUGAACUGGACAGAGCCUGAGAAGAACGGCUCCCUCCGGAUCUCAAACCUGCGGAGGCAGGACCAGUCUGUGUACUUCUGCUGGGUGCAGUUGGACACACUGAAACACGGCAAGAAGGUGUGGCAGUCCAUCAAGGGGACCAAACUCACCAUCACCCCCCGCAGCAAGACAACCACCUGGGAUCCUACCACCACCUCCACAGCUGGCCUCGGGGGCUCAGAGGGCAAAAAGAGUUCCAAGCUGUGGGCCCCAACCAUGGAAGCUAUAGUUGGGUUGGCGCUGGCCAAUAUUGUGCUGCUCAAGAUUCCAAUCGUAGGACUGACUGUGUACCUCUGGUGGAAGAGAAGCAAAGGUGUGCAGACUGAAGCCAGGACCCCAGCCAGGGAGUCCUUCAAAAACACGGAAGAGAAUUACGAGAACACCGGGAAUAAAGGUAAGUCCUGCCACCCCUCCCCUGAGACCCUGGAUGAUGGUGAAGUCCUCCAUGCCUCCCUCACCCUCUCCAGCUUGACCUCACCAAGAGCAGUGCCUCCCCUCCCCCCUCCACACUGGGAACCCCAGGAAGAGACUUACUCUGUCUUAAAGACCUUAAGGAGUGGGGCUGAGUGA
Messenger RNA from Budorcas taxicolor (takin), 894 nucleotides. RefSeq names its product paired immunoglobulin-like type 2 receptor beta. The record is from RefSeq and is a predicted model, not a curated record. Lineage: Eukaryota; Metazoa; Chordata; Mammalia; Artiodactyla; Bovidae. Gene Ontology annotation, molecular function: MHC class I protein binding.